AUGGAACCCCAGGGUUCCGACCGGGACGAGCGCGAGGCGCCAAGCGCCUUGGCCCGACGUGCGAUUCGGUGCGACAAACGUUCGCCAUGUUCGAACUGUCGCAUCUCGGAUAUUGCUUGUCGUUCCACUGGCGAAGGACAAAAGCCACCUGAGCCGCGGCGUCGGGUUUUGAUUUCUAGCCAAUACGAGAAGAAGAUCGACCUCAUUGAAGAGCGUCUUGAGAGUGUUGAGAAGACUUUACGACGACUCGGAGGCAUUGAGCAGGCACUGCGAGAGCUAUUGAUCUCAUCCCGACAACAGGGCCUUGGGACGGCUAAAUUCUCGGUGUCAUCUCACUCAUCGCCUCAGACGCUAGCUCCAACAAAUUCUCCAGCUGCUAAACAAGACCAGAGGGAAUCAAGAGGCCCUGGAUACACGUCCAACCCGGCCAUCGAGCAGCAUGACCCGGGCUCCGGAUUCGAGGGCAAUUCCUCCUUAGCUGCCCAUUCGGCGUAUGCGAGAGAGUUUCUCGAAUCUGCUGUUUCGCACAGUACCCCUGAUAUGCUUUCUAGUCCGAAGAUUGGCGAAGCGCUUUCGUCCCUGAAACAGAUUGUUGAAAUGCAGAGUAAGCGGCGAGGUGCUGGUUCCGAGAAAGGCCAGCUCGCCAGUCGCCUGGGUGUUCGUCGUGAUAUUCGCGAAUUGGAGAUGCCACCUCUACCCGUUGCUUUGACAGUGCUGAGGAAAGUCAAAGAAAAUCCGCCGUCUUUGUUUGGCGGCUAUAUUCCCUUUUUCACCGUGGACUACUUCAUUGCAAGAUGUCAGGAGGUAUAUUUUGCGACAGAAGAUUAUUCCGACGCGACAUUCAUAAUAGCCAAUUUCGGGCUCUAUGGUAUUUUUGUCGAGUUUGGAUUCUUAGAGAAGGAGCCCGCCACGCGAGACCAAUACCAGCGGUAUGUGCAGGUUUGCAAGGAUAAUCUGGAGGCAGCGCUGGCGAAUCUGAAUAUCCUGAUGCCCGUGACACUGGAGUCUAUUGUAGCGUUGUCUGUCGGUGCAAUGCAUGGAAUUGAAAUAUCGAAACCAUCGGUCAGCUGGACCCUUUCCUCGACAGCGUUGCACAUGUGCCAAACUCUGGGAUAUCAUCGCAUCUCAUCUAUGGAGCACGAUCCCCCAGAACUCCAAAACCUCAAGCAGAGUCUUUUCUGGACCAUCUACACUCUUAUCAACCUAAUGACAUUGCGCUUGGGGCGCGCCUCGGUCGUACAAGACCAUGACAUUGACAUUCCUUCGCCAUUUGAAAGCUUUGCCGGCAUGGGAACUUGGAGUAUGGUGUGCGCUUUGUGGGUUAGGCAGGCCGUGCUCCAGAAUAAUGUCUACACGCAUCUCUACAGCCCAGCGGCGCUGAGCCGGCCCGAAAGCGAACGGGUGUCACAUGCGCGGCGCUUAGCUGUUGAAUUGCAGGGAGACAUACUUGAGCCUUUCGACCGUAUUAUCGUCUCUGAUCCCAAUCUGUCUGAGGUUGAUAUGAUCUUCCUUCGCUCCGAUGGGGUAAGCCGACUGGCGAUCUUGACAUUGAUAUACCGUGCUAUUCCAGCUGAACCAGGCGCGUCGAGUACGUUCAUACCAGAGUGUAUCGAGACAGCCCGGGCGGCUUUGGAGCUGCACCAAGCAUGCGUAGCCGGUCUCAAAGAAGCCACCGAGGCCCUUAGAUGCUCGUACAUGCACUGGGCAAUUUUCCUUUCACCGUUCGUCCCAUUCAUCGUCAUCUUCUGUCACGUUAUCACAACAUCCGACAGUAAAGACCUCGCCCGCCUUGAAGACUUCGUCGCCUCUCUCCGCCCUCUCUGCCGAUUCUCCCAGUCAAUCGACCGCCUUCACAAUCUUUGCUCGGUCCUCGGUACUGUCGCCCGCCUCUACGUUGAGGCGAAAACGCUGAAACAAGCGGGUGAGGACCAAAGUCUGGCAUCUGUCGGCCAGGAAUUCGAUACCUACUUGAGCGCGCUUGGGUUGGCACCUGGGAAUGCGAUGGCCAAUAAUUCGUGGCGAGCCCUUCCAACAGACGUUUCGUCCAUGACUACCGGCAUUGCAGAUCCAUCACUUCAGGCAUCUGGAUUCGGUGUUCCGGCUCCUCAGUCUCAAGGUCAAGAACCGUCUAUGGCAGAGAUGUCGCAGGCGGCGCAGCUGGGGAAUUGGUUCUCUGGAAAUCAGUACAUGAUGGGAUUACUGGAAGAAGAUAUGCUUCAGUUCAAUCCUAGUCAAUGA
Molecule: messenger RNA, 2238 nt
Organism: Penicillium canariense
Lineage: Eukaryota; Fungi; Ascomycota; Eurotiomycetes; Eurotiales; Aspergillaceae
Exons: 7
Coding region: 1-2238 (745 amino acids)
Biological process (GO): DNA-templated transcription; regulation of DNA-templated transcription
Molecular function (GO): DNA binding; zinc ion binding; DNA-binding transcription factor activity, RNA polymerase II-specific
Source: RefSeq, a predicted model, not a curated record